GUGACGUCACGGGCAGGGCACGGAGGCCAGCUCGUUGGAAAACGGGGAUCCGCCAUAAAGACAGUCCGGGCUCAGUACAGGACGCAGACUAUCUACCAGCAGCACCGCGACGUUUCUACAAGAGAUGGUGCGUGCCGCGUGGGCGGUGCUGCGGAGGAUAUCUCACGAGGGAGCAGCAGUGCUGAAAUCAAGCGUACCCGCCAGCAGCAGAAGCAGUAGCAUUCGUGGAGCAGCGCUACUGAGGAGUUCACCUGGGGGAGCGUUUACCUGUCCGCACAGAGCUGUAACCAGCGGCGUGAGACUCCUGCAGUCCGCAGUCAGAAUGCCCGAGAUCACCACGGAUCACCUGGAUGACAAGCAGGUGCAGCUGCUGUCCGAGAUGUGCAUCCUCAUCGAUGAGAAUGAUCGAAAAACCGGAGCGGACACCAAGAAAAACUGUCACCUCAACUCUAAUAUAGAUAAAGGUUUGUUGCACAGAGCGUUCAGCGUGUUCCUGUUCAACAGUGAUAAGAAGCUGCUCCUCCAGCAGAGAUCAGAUGCCAAAAUUACUUUUCCAGGUUGUUUCACGAACACAUGCUGCAGCCACCCGUUACACACAGAGAGCGAGCUGGAGGAGAAAGACGCCAUCGGAGUGAGGAGAGCCGCUCAGAGGAGACUGGAGGCCGAGCUGGGGAUCCCCAUGGAGCAGGUGACCCCAGAGGAAAUGACGUACCUGACACGGAUCCACUACAAGGCUCAGUCGGACGGGGUCUGGGGAGAACAUGAGAUCGACUACAUCCUCUUCAUGCAGAAGGACGUGGAGCUGAAUCCAGAUCCCAACGAGAUCAAGAGCCACUGCUACGUGAGCAAAGAGGAGCUGAAGGAGAUGAUGGAGAAGGCCAAGCGCAGCGAGCUGGAGCUCACGCCCUGGUUCAGCCUCAUCGCCGAGACCUUCCUCUUCCAGUGGUGGGACGACCUGCACAACCUCAAGCGCUUCAUCGACCACGACACCAUCCACCGCAUGUAACCGCACGGCCUCCGGUCAUUUCAAAGCUUUAGGUCGUAGCAGCACUCGCCUGACGCACCGGACCAGCUGUGAGAAGCACCGGAUGACUCGCAGUGGUUCAUAAAUCUUGCUAUCCGGGAGAUGAGAGGAUUUAGUGAGCUGCGCUCGUCUUCACAGUAGAUUAGCUGAUCAGAGGUGAGGCCGUGCCGAUAAGCCACUCUGACUUUAAGACGGCAUGAAAUAUGUUAAUGUAUGAGGUAGACAAUGAGCGUUAUCACUCGACGGCUCCACAAUGAGAAAAGAAUAUUUUUUUAUACAGAAACUUGAAGUGCCUGAUAACAGGUCAAUCGGCUGAGGUGAAACAUGUCUGGAAGUCACAAAAGACUAUCUGUCAAUGCAUUGUUACAGUGGUAUCAGUGAACAGGCUGAAUCUUUCUACUACUGUUUGAUUGUGAGCAUUAGCAGCAGAUGGCUUCAUGGUAUCUCUGCAGACCCGAAAGUAGUGUCAUUUGAAGGUUUCUCACUUAACUUUGAACAAUAAAGGGUUCCACCUCCUCU
Salarias fasciatus (jewelled blenny) is the source of this 1543-nucleotide messenger RNA. It is a transcript of the gene idi1, whose product is annotated as isopentenyl-diphosphate delta isomerase 1. Gene Ontology annotation, molecular function: isopentenyl-diphosphate delta-isomerase activity. The coding region runs from base 125 to 1006 and encodes 293 amino acids. Gene Ontology annotation, cellular component: cytoplasm. The transcript has 7 exons. Gene Ontology annotation, biological process: isopentenyl diphosphate biosynthetic process; isoprenoid biosynthetic process. Lineage: Eukaryota; Metazoa; Chordata; Actinopteri; Blenniiformes; Blenniidae. The record is from RefSeq and is a predicted model, not a curated record.